Molecule: messenger RNA, 3446 nt
Organism: Nothobranchius furzeri (turquoise killifish)
Lineage: Eukaryota; Metazoa; Chordata; Actinopteri; Cyprinodontiformes; Nothobranchiidae
Source: RefSeq, a predicted model, not a curated record
CCCAGCGCCGAGAGCAGGGUUACCGCGCCCAUCUCGUCGUUCGAUGGCCGCACAUGAAUCGUCAAACUCCGGGCAAGGCAAGUGUUAGACUCGGUUAAGGUGAAACUAAGUGUUCCUCGUCGAUCAGGAGUAGCAGUGGCUUUUCAAGAUUAGCCGUUUUGACUUAACAGUGCAUUGUCAUCAGCACAGGACUAGUGGGUGUGAUUCCCCCUCCCUUCUCUGCCUUGGUUGUCAAGCUCCCCAGCCGUAGCCUGCGUUCAGGAAGGGCUGCUCCUCUGAAAACUGCGCUAGCUGGCUUUGCUAGUUAGUAAGCUAGCGUUGUGGUGUUCGUUGAUGCGUGGAUCGGAGGAAUACAUUGACUUGUUUUCCAUUCAAUGCCAAAACGUAAACUCAGGCGCAGAUUGAAUCGGAUCUACAAGUGCCCCAGUAGCUGGAGUAAGGUAAUUAAAAAAGCAGAAUCAAAAUGAGUGAACUGGACCAGUUACGCCAAGAGGCAGAGCAGCUCAAGAAUCAGAUCAGAGAUGCUAGAAAAGCAUGUGCAGAUGCCACACUAUCACAGAUCACAGCCAAUAUUGACCCUGUUGGCCGAAUCCAGAUGCGUACAAGACGAACGCUGCGAGGUCAUUUGGCUAAAAUCUACGCCAUGCACUGGGGAACAGAUUCCAGGCUCUUGGUCAGCGCCUCUCAAGAUGGCAAACUCAUUAUUUGGGAUAGCUAUACCACAAACAAGGUUCACGCCAUUCCACUUCGAUCUUCUUGGGUCAUGACCUGUGCGUACGCACCUUCAGGGAACUACGUUGCCUGUGGUGGCUUGGACAACAUCUGCUCCAUUUACAACCUCAAAACUCGCGAGGGAAAUGUACGUGUGAGCCGUGAGCUCGCAGGACAUACAGGAUACCUGUCCUGUUGUCGCUUUCUUGAUGACAAUCAGAUUGUUACAAGCUCUGGAGACACCACUUGUGCACUUUGGGACAUUGAGACCGGCCAGCAGACGACUACGUUUGCAGGUCACACAGGUGAUGUGAUGAGCCUGUCGCUGGCCCCUGACUCCCGGUUAUUCGUCUCUGGUGCUUGCGAUGCCUCUGCCAAACUCUGGGAUAUUCGAGAGGGCAUGUGUAGACAGACAUUUACUGGUCAUGAGUCUGAUAUUAAUGCCAUCUGUUUUUUCCCUAAUGGCAAUGCCUUUGCCACGGGCUCUGAUGAUGCCACCUGCAGGCUGUUUGAUCUGCGAGCUGAUCAGGAAUUAAUGGUCUACUCUCAUGACAACAUCAUAUGCGGCAUUACUUCUGUUGCAUUCUCAAAGAGCGGCCGCCUCCUCCUGGCAGGAUAUGAUGACUUUAACUGUAACGUGUGGGACACACUAAAAGCAGAUCGCGCUGGUGUGUUGGCUGGACAUGACAACCGUGUUAGCUGCCUGGGGGUUACUGACGAUGGCAUGGCAGUCGCAACAGGUUCCUGGGACAGUUUUCUGAAGAUCUGGAAUUGAAGCCUGUAGGUUCUGUUUUUUGUUCCUGUAUUUAGUCAGCCUUUUAAAAUGACCGAUAACCGGAGGUUUGGUUUGCAUCUGAACCACGCCUUCUUGUUUCUAGAUUCCCGGCCAUUUUUGUCUUUGCCCAGUAAGCUUUAAAAUAAUUUCCAUCAGAAUGGCCUGUUGGCGGGGCCACCCAAAACACGUCAGCUUUGAUUCUCCAAACGCCUAAGUAUUUGUCUUUGUUUCCUAGAUGAUUCUUUUAACUCCAAAGUUGACUGGAAGACCAUUACAACUUGAGAAUGUUCACAGCAUCUUCAACACUGUUUAAACUGACUUGGACACCACAAAAACGAAGGGAAACCAUUGCCUUUCCUACACAAAGAAGAGCACAAUUGUUUAUCACCUAGUUAAGAAAGGAUCUCCUGUGGUCUCAAAUCAGAAACUUGUGCAUUCCUUCUUGGACCAUUUUAUGUUACUUUGAAAGAGAAACAACACUAUCAUCCCAUGCAAACGUGUGCGUCUUGAAAGCAAAUGUUGGAGUGUAAUUGUACAAAUUAUUUAACUUUUUUUUUUUUUUUAAAGAUUUCUAUUCCGAUGGUUUGUUAUUCUCAAUGGCUUUCUCUUUGUCAUAUUUCUUUAGUGGUUUUAGAUUUGUUUGAAUUACAGCUUGUCUUUGUAAUCCAGGUAAAUCAUAUAAGAUGAGAAAAAAACACGCAGAAGUAAAAGCUUGGAUCAUAUUACACGAGCAGCUUUCAUAAUGUCCAUAAUGUAUUUAUAUUAUAGCUGUUUUUGUUCCAUCACAGCUUUUUGCACAUUAAGCUUUGCCUCUCAACUAAUACUAUGUUAACUAACCAAGCACAUGCUAUAUGUUAUGAAUGCUCAUUCCAGUAAAAGAAAAAAGAAAAAAAAAAGAGUUGUGAGAAAAAUUCUCCAGUUAACCCCCUAAUUCUUGCACAUGCCUUUCUGCAGGAUAGGGUGGGAUAGCGAGGUUGUUUGCUGUGAUAAUAAAGGCAUGGCUUGAAUUUCCUAUAUAGAAGGGGUUUAUGUUCUGUAUCCACUUUGAGUGCAACACCUCACAUGACUAAAUACACACUUCCUUUGCUUGGGACUGCAGUUACAACUCUGUGAAUGAAAUGUACAAAUCAAUGUCUGAAAAUAAUGAGCAGAUGUUUUAAGUUUGAGGCAUUUAAUUUUGUCUGCCAUGAGUUAAUUUAGAUGUGCAUGCUGUAGACUUGCUUUCAAUGGUGCAAAAAAAUCCUAGAUUUUCUUUUGUUACCAAAAAGGAGAGUAACCUGUUUGACUGAGCUAAAUAAAAGCCAAUUUUUUAUAUAUAUUUUUUUUUGGGCGGGGGUGGGUCUCAAUCUCUGCAUACAUCAUGUACUAAUACUGGUAAUGCUAUGCACCAGAGUGGGCAAGAAUGACGAAAGACGUAAAAAUUAACUUCAUACUUGGUGUAAAUUAUGCUUACCAGUUCUAUUGAUGCCAAUUUUGUAAUAAUUAUAGCAAUCAUUGUGAGAAUGUUAUCCUCGACACGUCCUCUCUCUCUCCUUUCAAUCUUCACUCUCAAUAGAACAAAAAUGUCCUUGCAUACUGUCCAUACUAAAAACUUUUGUAUUAUUUUCUUUUCUUUUGGUCUUAAAUAGAAAAUCUAAGCAUCUGAAUUACAGCAUUUUACUGUAUACAGAAGCACUUUUAAGGUUGUGAGAUAGUUUCACUUUUUUUUUCCUGCAAUGAUGUACAAUAAAUGUGAUGUAUUUGUGUGUGGCCACAAGUGAAAAUGCAAUUCAACUGAGAUGGAUUCCCUUUUUCUCUUUCCAUUAAUAUUAUAGAGCUCUGCACCCUUAUGUACCUUUCCACUUUUUGUAUUUCAUUUCGGUCUGUUGGUGUUCCACGGUGAGCUGGAUGCAAGGUAGAUACUGUACUAAAUUGUACUGUUAUUGAUUGAAAAAUGUAAUAAAAAGCUGUUUGAGAUCUC